CCUCCUAGGCCCUCCUCCCUACUUUUUAUAUUAGCCCCCUCCCCCAGUCCCUCCUCCCUACUUUUUAUCUUAGCCUGCUGGACACACUCUCCUCAUUCCUGAAGAAGGGCUCAUGCCCGAAACGUCGACUCUACUGCUCUUUGGAUGCUGCUUGACCUGCUGCGCUUUUCCAGCAAUACUGACAAAGUGAGGGCGACGCCGAGAUCACAGACAUCUCGGUGUGCAUUCAGUGUGAACUACACGGAGAAAUUCGCCCCCUCCACGGAAACAGUGCAGGAGAAAACCGAACACAACUAAAGACAAAGAAGUGACAUCGCGAGAGGAGCUACGAGCCCUCUGGCCCCUCCCCCCUUUCUGAGGAGGGUUCUCUGGAAUCAUUGGGCAGUCAGACGGGGAAAGCAGUGAGAGACACAGAGGGAGGAUGGGAGGAGCCAGCUCCAGAGAUCAAGAAGCUGAAACUUCAUACCAUUUGGAAAAUGCAACAGCGGAAUCUUCAAACUCUUCAUUCUUCACUGAUGAAGAGCUCACUAAACUCAAGUCUGAUUAUGAAUCAGGUGGAGUUGAAAAGGUUAAAACAGUGGUACAGCAGAAAAUAACUGAACUGGACAAUACCGAGCUUAAUGUUGCAGUAACAGGAGGAUCAGGUGCAGGGAAAUCUUCCUUCAUCAAUGCGAUGAGGGGACUUCAGUUCAAUGAUGAGGGAGCAGCUGAAGUUGGUAACAUAGAAACCACAAUGGAGCCAACGGGAUACAAACAUCCCAACCUGCCAAAUGUUUGUUUCUGGGAUCUGCCAGGAAUUGGAUCCCUGGAAAUGCCACUGAAUAAAUACCUGAAGGAAAUGAAAUUUAACAAAUAUGAUUUUGUCGUUAUUAUCUCAGCCUGUCGAUUCACAGAAAAUGACUCAAAACUUGCCAAAGAGAUCAAACGGCUUGUGAAGAAUUUCUAUUUUGUUCGAUCUAAAAUUGAUAAUGAUCUUGAUUCAAACAGAAAGGGAGGGAAGCAAUUUAAUGAAGAGGAAGAACUGAAGAAGAUCAGGAAUGACUGUGUCAGCAAGCUGCAAAGGACAGGGAUCCCAUCACCCAGAGUGUUCCUGAUAUCAAACUUUGACCUGAAUCUGUACGAUUUUAGUCUGUUAAAUAAAGCUCUGGAAGAUGACCCUACAAAUAUUAUGAAAAAUAUGUACAUCCUCGCCCUUCCAAAUUUAAACUCAGAGAUUGUGGAGAAGAAAAGGAAAGAGCUAAGGAAACGAAUCUGGAUGUUGGCAAUACUUUCUGGGGUAAUUGGGGUAGUGCCAGUUCCUGGAGUCUCCCUGGGCUGUGACAUUAGGAUAGUAAUUGGAGAAAUAGUACGUUUCCAACAAUGUCUGGGUCUGAAUGAUUCAUCUCUUCAAAGUCUGGCCAAAAGGGCAGGGAAAUCUGUGGAGGAUCUGAAAGCAGUGGUGACAACUCCCCUGGUCGGGGGGGAGAUAACCCCUGAUGUCAUAAACAGAUUGGCCUGGGGUGCUGCUGCUGAGACUGUUCCAACAAUUGAGCUUGCCGUUUGGUUGAUCCCAGUGAUUGGUCCCAUCUUCGUAGCAGCGUCUUCGUUCCUUAUGACCUACAAACUGCUGAGUGGUGCACUGGAUGAUCUUACAGAGAGUGCACAGAAAGUGGUGAUGGCUGCAUUUGGGACCGAAAAAUGAUCCAAACCAAACAUCGGUGCAGUGAGUGAAUACUGGAGCUGGUGGGUAAAUGGGAUCUAGCCCUCAGCGUCGAUGCAAGCCUGCUCUAAAGUAUUCCUUUGUUACUGAACUCAUUUGUGAAAAUAUUCCUCCCUGACAUCAAGGAAAUGUUAUUGCAGAACAAUAUAUUUUUCAAAGUGUAAGUUCAGGAGAAUUUUAGACUCCAAUUAAUUUCAUGUCUUCCCUGCGCCCAGGCUGCCCCUUCAUUAAAUACAAAUUUAAAUAAAUGUCCCUCGCUGCUGGAAUCAUCCAGCACAGGAUGCAUCGAUUCAGCCCCCCAUUCCUGUGGUCUGAAAUAUCUGUGUGUCCGUUUUGACGGUGAUGGAUUCAGUUCCAACGUUUAGCUCCUUCUCUGUAAUUCUCCCUUUUAAAAUAUGACAACAGCAUUAUGACUGAAAUGGACUCCUACAGAAAGAAAACUCACUGGGACUGCGUUUCACUUUUGAUUAUGGGUAAUUUCCACAUUGGUACGUUUUUCCAUCCUCAUAACUAUCAUUCAAUGACAUUUUAAACCUGUGUUAAGGUAUAGUCUUCCUCCCAGCAAACAACAACCCCAGUAUAAAGCCUUAUCAAGAGGAAGCUUAUUUUCCAAUGCUGUUAAACCCAUCAGCACAUUCAGUCUAUAGCCCACUCACGUGGCAUUAGAACAGUUGUUGCACAAAGCAGAGAAAAGUGUCAGAAAAGAUUUCAGUUCUCUGCAGAUCUCAGUAUACAUGAUGAAGGAUGAAGGCACUGGAUAAAGUAAGGGCAAAGGGCCCUGACAACAUGCAGCAAUACGACUGAAGGCACCAGCACCACAAUCUGCCAAAGCCCUAAGCAAUUUGUACAUUGGAAUCUAAUUGACAAAUGGCAGCACAGACCGAAUGAUCUGCCCUUUCAAUGUCCUGUCAAUCAUUAACAAAGUGAUGUUGCUAUCAAACAACACUAGCUCAACAAAAAGUUGCUCUCUGAUGCUCAGUCUGGGCUCUGCCAAGCCCACACAGUUCCUGGCUUCGUGGCAGCUUUGAUCCAAACACGGUCCAAAAAGAUGAACUGCACAGGUGAUGUGAGAGAGAUUGCACUUGGCAUCAAGGGCCCACUCCUCAGUACCAGUGAGACAGGAUUUGGAACAACCCUGAUGCAGCAAGAUCAGCGGGUUGCAUUUAGUUCCAGGACAUGAACGGAAACGAAACACGUUAUGCUCGAAUGGACAAAGAAUGCCUGGCCACUGUCUUUGCUUGUGAACAUUUUCAUCAAUACCUACUUCCAGGAGACAAAACAACAUUCAGAACUGACCACAAACCACUUCAAAGUAACUUUCCACAAACUGCCACUGUUUGCUUCAAAGAAUGUGACUCACAAUACAGAGGAAGCAUUUGCACAUGCUAGUCGGUUGACUGAAGCAGAUGUAAAUUGCAGACAUGCUGUUAGCAGCAGCUUCCCAGUGAAGACAAUACAGGAUACUGGAAUCAUAAAGCUGCUGCUACCCAUAGGCUCCCAUAUCUAUGUGAAUAGACUCUAUGGUCCAAGUCAUCCACACUGACCAAAUAUUCCAAUUUGGAUUAGAGUGGUGCCAGAAAAGCUCAGCAGUUCAGGCAGGAUCGUCCUCCUCCUCGGAUGCUGUCUGAACUGCUGUGCUUUUCCGGCACACUCUAAUCCAGAAUCUGGUUUCCAGCAUCUGCAGUCAUUGAUUUUUCCAAAUACUCCAAUCUAGCCUAGUCCCAUUUUCCAAAAUUUGGCAUAUCCUCUAAACCCUUUCAACUCAUAUCCCCACCCAUAUGCCUUUUAAAUGUUGUAAUUGUGCCAGACUCCACCACUUCCUUUGGCAUCUCAUUCCAGACACGUUCCACCCUCUGCAUGAAAAAAUAACCCUCAGGGCCUUUUUAAGUCUUUCCCCUCACCUUAAACCAUAUUGUUAUAAACUGUAAUCUAUUGUCACUGACGGACACAAUUCAUAAAAGAAACCCUUCCACUGACAACUUUGUAUUUCCAAGGUUCAUGUUGUGCUAAAGCUGACACACUCACCUCUACGACCAUAUUGCUCACUUACCCUCUGCCAGUUCCCCCAUGGGUCCCAGCUGCUGAGAUACUAUAAGACAGGAGGACCAGUGAUUGCGAAGACGACUAUAACAAAAUAUCCUCAAGGUCCAAGAUUCCUUUGUUCUGAAUCAAUCCUCCCUUUUUCAACACAUUAAACAAAAGGCAAGUUUAUUUUCAAUCAAGCUCAUGUUCUGCAUCUUUUUUUUAUGGCAUUACCAUAUCAUUGGAGUUCAGCUUAUGUUAACAUUUGUAUCAGAAAGUGUUCUCAUUUAAAUGCUGUAUUAUCAAUAAAUAAUUGAUUAUCAUUUUGGAAACUGUUAAUAAAGUUAUUGUUCAAAGGGUUCAAA
Messenger RNA from Hemiscyllium ocellatum (epaulette shark), 4086 nucleotides. RefSeq names its product interferon-inducible GTPase 5-like. Gene Ontology annotation, molecular function: GTP binding; GTPase activity. Bases 422 to 1681 code for a protein of 419 amino acids. The record is from RefSeq and is a predicted model, not a curated record. Gene Ontology annotation, cellular component: membrane. NCBI's taxonomy places the organism in Eukaryota, Metazoa, Chordata, Chondrichthyes, Orectolobiformes, Hemiscylliidae. The transcript is spliced from 3 exons.